UUGGUCUUUGGCAAGUACUUUAGCUGUCAGCAAUUAAUGCAGUAUUUGUUUAGUAUUGAAAACACCCCAAUGGAAUUAUUAUUCAGUGAGCUAAAUUGGAAGGAAAUAAAGAGAAGAAGCAUACGACAAAACAUCACCCAGUUUGUACUUGCGAGCUACUCUCUCAUUGGACACUACAUGAUCUGGAAACUAAUAGGACUACUGCUCAACAAUGACAGUCCUAUCGUGUGUGUCCUGUCUGAAAGCAUGGAGCCUGGAUUCAAAAGAGGAGAUAUCCUCUUUAUAACGCCGCAGUCCUACAAGGUAGGAGACAUUGCCGUCUACCAGGUCUAUGAAAAUUCAAUUCCUAUUGUGCACAGGGUCAUAAAGAAACAAGGAGACUACAUCCUUACGAAGGGGGAUAACAACAGACUAGACGAUAUUGGACUGUACCGGCCGGGAAGGAGGUUUCUGGAGCCAAGCGAAAUACGUGCAGGAGUGUUUGGGUACAUCCCGUUCUUUGGAAUCAUAACGGUUUGGAUUAAUGCAGUGCCUGGUCUGAAAAUAGCAAUAUUGCUAUUUACAGCACUACGGGUAUUUUCAAACCGAGAAGAUUCGCGAGGAGGCUUCCUGAACUACUGA
Molecule: messenger RNA, 621 nt
Organism: Vittaforma corneae ATCC 50505
Lineage: Eukaryota; Fungi; Microsporidia; Nosematidae
Product: signal peptidase I
Exons: 1
Cellular component (GO): membrane; signal peptidase complex
Molecular function (GO): peptidase activity
Source: RefSeq, a predicted model, not a curated record